CUUCCCUCCUCCGCUAACUCUAAGCCGGGGAUCGGGGUGAUGCAGCCGGGUGUAGAGCCGGAUCCGGGCACAGGAGCAGGAAGUGGACCUUGUCAUGCUGUGUCUAAUCUCUGGAUUGCUGGUACAUGUAGUUCACCUCGUCGCCCGGUCUGAGUUUGUAUCCGCGGUCAGUGAUGUCUCUUAUAAUUAUGAGAAGAUCGAUCUUCCGGAUGAACACGUUCCGUCCUUUCUGUACAAUAACCCGGACGUGGCGGCCCUUUGCUCCCAGGAUCCUCGCUGUCCCUUCAGUGAGCACCUGACCAAUCAGAAGUCUUGCUGGGGCUACGAGGAGUCAUGCAGGAAGGAGCACAGGUUCGACUAUCCGGUCUGCGGCAAGGUUGACUAUGGUUGGGCAAAGAACUUAGAGGAGGCUCAAGAAGUGUUCUGGAGACAGGCCGACUUCGGUUACGUGAAACAGAGGCUCAAUGAGAUGCAAGUUUUAUGUCGUCCCCGUGUGCAGGGUGACUCCCUAUUGACCUGUUCUGACAACCUGCAACACUGCAGAGCCACCAACCUCUACCUGGACUUGAGGAAACCUAGAAGAGGCCCUGACAGAUUUAAGGAGGAUUUCAUCCAAGAUGGUGAAAUUGGAGGCCACUGUGAACUGGACUCGGAGAAGCUGCAUUCUCAAGGUCACCGGAAGAGCCCCUUGCAGUCUUGGUUUGCAGAACUGCAGCCAUACAGCUCUUUACCCUUCAGACCUAUAGAGGAUGGACACUGUGACAUCAUAAUCGAAAAACCCACAUAUUUCAUGAAGCUGGAUGCAGGUGUUAAUAUGUAUCACCACUUUUGUGAUUUUGCCAAUCUUUACAUUACACAACACGUGAACAACUCGUUCAGUACUGACAUCCAGAUUGUCAUGUGGGACACGAGUUUCUAUGGCUAUGGCGAUUUGUUUGGUGAGACGUGGAAAGCAUUCACUGACCAUGAAGUCGUCCACUUGAAGACAUACGAUUCCAAGACGGUCUGCUUUAAGGAUGCCGUGUUCGCACUUCUCCCCAGAAUGAGAUACGGGCUGUUUUACAACACGCCUCUGAUCUCACACUGCCAGGGCACCGGAUUGUUCCGAGCCUUUUCCCAGCAUGUGCUUCACCGGCUGAAGGUCCCCCAAGAAACAUUAAAGGAGGAAAAAAUCCGAGUCACCAUUCUUAUACGUAGCACGGAGUACCGAAAAAUAUUAAACUUAGACGAGCUGGUUGACGCAUUGAAGACGGUUCCUCUGUACCAGGUUCAUGUUGUGGAUUACAAGUACAGAUCUCUUGGAUUCCUCGAACAACUACGGAUCACACAUAAUUCAGAUAUAUUUAUUGGGAUGCAUGGGGCCGGCCUGACGCAUCUGCUCUUUUUACCAGACUGGGCCGUUGUAUUUGAGCUGUAUAACUGCGAAGAUGAGAGGUGUUACUUGGACUUGGCGAGGCUUCGAGGAGUUCACUACAUCACGUGGGAGAAGGCCAACAACGUUUUUCCUCAGGACAAGGGACAUCACCCGACUUUGGGGGAGCAUCCGAAAUUCACAAACUACUCCUUCGACGUCGACGAAUUCAUGCGGCUGGUGGGCUCGGCUGCGGCUCACGUGUCCCGUCACCCGAAGUGGCCGUUUCGAAGAACGCGGGAUGAACUUUGAUAAUGGUCGGGAUCCAACAUAGAACUUCUCCACCUUUUACAUAACAAAAUUAUU
Nanorana parkeri is the source of this 1717-nucleotide messenger RNA. RefSeq names its product EGF domain specific O-linked N-acetylglucosamine transferase (gene EOGT). NCBI's taxonomy places the organism in Eukaryota, Metazoa, Chordata, Amphibia, Anura, Dicroglossidae. Gene Ontology annotation, molecular function: protein N-acetylglucosaminyltransferase activity. Gene Ontology annotation, cellular component: endoplasmic reticulum lumen. The record is from RefSeq and is a predicted model, not a curated record. The transcript is spliced from 16 exons. The coding region runs from base 95 to 1663 and encodes 522 amino acids.